AUGUCCCAACGAGAGUACCACAUCGUCGUCCUUGGGUCCGCCCAGUUCGUCCAAAAUGUCUGGAUCGAAUCCUACGACCCGACCAUCGAGGACUCGUACCGCAAGGCAAUCGACGUCGAUGGACGGUCGGUAGUACUCGAGAUCCUGGAUACUGCAGGGACAGAGCAAUUUACUGCCAUGAGAGAAUUGUACAUGAAGACGGGCCAGGGCUUCCUCCUCGUGUUCAGCAUCACCUCAAUGACGUCCCUCCACGAACUCGCCGAGCUACGCGACCAAAUCAUCCGAAUAAAAGACGACGAACGCGUGCCGAUUGUGCUCGUAGGCAACAAAUCGGAUCUGGAAGAAGACCGCGCCGUGACGCGGGCCCGCGCAUUCGCCGUGAGCCAGGCGUGGGGCAAUUGCCCUUACUACGAGACCAGUGCACGCCGCCGCGCCAACGUCGAUGAAGUCUUUGUGGAUCUCUGCAGGCAGAUUAUCCGGAGGGACAUGGAGCGUACCCGUUCGCACACGGACUACAGCCGACCAAGCGCCAGCACGCGGCGACACCACCCGUCCAGUCGACACAGCACCAGCGGCACGCCCGGCACCGGCAGCGGCAGCAGUGUGAAAGGAUCACGACGAAACCGCCGCGAGCACCGUUGUGUGAUAUUAUAG
Messenger RNA from Lasiodiplodia theobromae, 654 nucleotides. Its product is annotated as Ras GTPAse. Gene Ontology annotation, cellular component: plasma membrane. The transcript is spliced from 5 exons. Gene Ontology annotation, molecular function: GDP binding; GTP binding; GTPase activity. The coding region runs from base 1 to 654 and encodes 217 amino acids. Lineage: Eukaryota; Fungi; Ascomycota; Dothideomycetes; Botryosphaeriales; Botryosphaeriaceae. Gene Ontology annotation, biological process: signal transduction. The record is from RefSeq and is a predicted model, not a curated record.